AAAAACACACUCUUGAGGGAAAAAAAUUAAGCGUAUCCGUUCGAGCAAGAAAAUUCGAGCAAGAUUAACUGAAGACAUUAUAACUUUUACUAUACAAUGGCUGAGAACGAUAUGACUGACACGGAUCUUGAAGAAAUGUUUGACCUAGCAGCCAAGUAUCUGCAAACAGUGGCGUUCGAAUUAGAUACGAAGCAACUGCUUGGAUAUUACGCUCUGUAUAAACAAGCCACCGUAGGUCCAUGUGACAUUCCUCGACCCAACUGGUAUCAAGUGCAAGCCAAGCAUAAGUGGGAGGCAUGGAAGAAUCUCGGAGACAUGAGCCGAAAAAUCGCAAUGACAAACUACGUGCAAGCCAUCACCAAGCUUAAUCCAUCUUGGGAGGAAGAAGCAAAAACCGAAACUCCGGGAUGGACAUCUGUUAGCAAGUUACCAAAAACAGAUGAAGAACUGACGGAUGCGGACAAGACAUUUCUGGACUGGAUCAAGGAGGGUAACGAGGAGAAGGUGCGAGAAUUGUUGAACAACGAUCUCACACUUGUCAACACGUUGGACGAAGAUGGCUUGUUACCCCUGCAUUGGGCAGCGGAUCGGGGUCACGUCGGAAUAAUGGAAUACUUGAUCGGCAAUGGCGCGAACGUAAAUUCUCAAGAUCGGGACGGUCAAACACCUCUUCACUACGCAGCAAGUUGCGGUCAUGCAAAAGCGGUCGAGUAUUUGCUUUCGAUCGGAGCUCAGUCUAUUGCGGAUAACGAUGGUAUGACACCCAAAGAUAUUGCCGACGAGCAACUGGUAGCUCUAUUUUAACAAAAACGAUGUACACUCGGCGUGCACACAUGCGCACGCAUGUUCUAUUACUACAAUUGUUAUAACGUAAACAUUAAUAAAUAUGAAUAAAACUGUGUUCGACGAUUUA
Pseudomyrmex gracilis is the source of this 913-nucleotide messenger RNA. Its product is annotated as acyl-CoA-binding domain-containing protein 6. The record is from RefSeq and is a predicted model, not a curated record. The transcript has a single exon. NCBI's taxonomy places the organism in Eukaryota, Metazoa, Arthropoda, Insecta, Hymenoptera, Formicidae. Gene Ontology annotation, molecular function: protein binding; fatty-acyl-CoA binding. Bases 97 to 804 code for a protein of 235 amino acids.